Plasmodium yoelii is the source of this 726-nucleotide messenger RNA. RefSeq names its product Voldacs domain-containing protein, putative. Gene Ontology annotation, cellular component: spliceosomal complex; cytosol. The transcript has a single exon. NCBI's taxonomy places the organism in Eukaryota, Apicomplexa, Aconoidasida, Haemosporida, Plasmodiidae. Gene Ontology annotation, biological process: mRNA cis splicing, via spliceosome. The record is from RefSeq and is a predicted model, not a curated record. Bases 1 to 726 code for a protein of 241 amino acids.
AUGCCAAUUUCUUUAAAUUGUGUGACUGAGGAAGAUUUAAACAAGUUGGAUGAAGAAGGAAAUAAUCCUGUUUUAUAUAAAGGGGAUGAAAUUAAAUUUAUUUAUAAUAAGCUUAACUUAGGUAUAGGCAAAUUGUAUAUUUUAGAAAAAAGAAUAAUAUGGGUUCCAAAUAAAGAUGAGAAUAAUAAAAAAGAAAAAAUUACAGGUUUUAAAGAUAUAACAACAAAUAAUGUAUAUUUAAAUCAUUAUGAAAAAAAUAAAAAUUUUUAUAUGCACAUUUUAAACGAAUUAAACAACAUUUCUAUAGACUCAUCAAUUAUUGCAUUACAUGCAAUUACAUCUGAUAAAAAAAUAUGGGAUGAUCCAUGUGUAUAUAUACAAUUAAACACAGAAAUAGAUAAUAGUGAUAAUGAUGAAGAUGAAAUAAAUGUUUAUACAAAAGAUAAAAAAAUGUCAGAAAAUGGAGAAGAUGAUUCCGAUAAUGAUGAAACGAUUAAUAAUAAUCCAAUUGCACCAGAAAUAUAUCUCGUUGGAAAAAAUAAUCUAAUCAAUGAUACUAUAUUUAAACAAAUGAGUAACAUGGAAAAUACAUUUAGUGGAGAUCAAAGUGAGGAUGGUGAGUGGGAAGAAGACGAAGAAGAGGAAGAAAACGAAGAAAACGAAGACGACGAAAAAAACGAAGAAGACGAAAAAAACGAAGUAAAUAAACCAUGUGAAGGUGGGUAA